Molecule: messenger RNA, 1817 nt
Organism: Hemiscyllium ocellatum (epaulette shark)
Lineage: Eukaryota; Metazoa; Chordata; Chondrichthyes; Orectolobiformes; Hemiscylliidae
Product: ras association domain-containing protein 8-like
Exons: 5
Coding region: 92-1603 (503 amino acids)
Biological process (GO): signal transduction
Source: RefSeq, a predicted model, not a curated record
CUCUGGGAGUAACGUUAAGUUUCCUUUUGAAGAGCGAAGUGUACGUGUUAUUUCACAAGAGUGACAGAGAAACAAAAAAAAACCCCGUCCAAUGUAUUUUCUUCUCUCUCUGUCCCCCAAAAGAGUUGACCAAGUGACGGGAAGGCUGAGUAAAACGCUGAGGUCCCGCCCAUACCUGAGUCCCAGUGAGGUCGCUGGUUGGUUGGGAAGGUGGGAACGGCUGGAGGGGAGACUGAAGGUUGCAUUGGGUUUAUUAGCAGCAGCAGCAUUCUCGCUAGCGGAGGAGCUCGCUGUGUGUGUGGAUUACAAUUAUCCAGAAGCAGCCACGAGUCUUUCAUCGUGUGGAUUGCACUCAACUCCUUGUGAGGCGGCCCCCAGUCUGUGUGUGCAGCGAGAGGGAGGAGGUCAGACUGGCCGCUACGUGUUGAUUCAGAAACUGCGCGACAGUGAGCGCCAAUUGUUGGCCAACGAGAGCCCUCUCCAACUAUUGGCCAAAUGCGGGCAGUAUGCCAACGACGUCUGCUUCCUGUUACGCCGCACCGGCUCAACUCAGUCCGACAGACCCAACUCGGGCAACAGUGCUCAGACUCCGGAACCUUCUCUCAGCAGGACUGCUCCCAUCCCUGCUAAAUCGACCAAUCCCGAGCUCCCGAAGCGGCAUGUGCCGAAGAAAUCCCUGACGUUUACAGGGGGAGCGUUGGGCGGUCCCGAUCUCACUGUGCGGAACAAAUGGCGGGGCAAGAAGCCGAACGAGGCAGAGGCCCGCGACAAUGUCUCCAAUACUCCGAAGAGCAAGGAAGAUCUCUUCAAACUGAUUCUGAUUCAGCAGGAGCAGCUCAACUCUGUGUCUGCCCAGCACGAGUCCUUCGACAGCCAGAUUAAAUCCUGGGAGCAGUCUGGCAUUCCCGACUUUGAGAAGCAGCUGGUGCAGCUGGAGCAAGUGAUCAGGUGGAAUGAGAAGGAACUGGAGGAAGAGCAGUUCUGGGAGAGGGAGCUGCAGCUGGAGAAGGAGCGGGAAGGGGAGCUGCAGAGGCACUUGAACAAACUGAAGCAGAGCCUCCGUGACAAUAUGCAGAGGCUGCACGAGAUUAGCAGCAGAACUGAACUCUUGGACAGAGAGAUCCUGCAGGAGGAGGCAGAUCGGGCAAGGAGCCUGGCAACGGCUCACAGAGAAACUCACACUAACGCCAGGGAGGCCAUCGACCGAGUGAGGGCCGAGAUUGAAGCGAAAACACAGCAGAACCAGCAAAUACAGACGUCCCUCAUCGAAGUAGGGAGAACGUUAGAGGAAGCGGACAGAAGAUUGCAGGCAAAAACGCAAGAGCUGGAGGAGUUAAAUAAAGAGCUGAGACAGUGUAAUCUACAACAAUUUAUUCAGCAGACUGGGGGAACACAGACCAAAACUGAAGAGGAGUCGACAACGGAUGAACCAAGCCAACAACAGUUGCCCACUCACUGGAACGGAGACAUUCACAUUUCAGAAUCUGAUCUCCCGCCACGACAGACAGCAAAACAUUUCUUGGGGAAUCCACGAAAUCUCCAGAACCCUCUUGUGUCAAGCUUAAACCCAGAAGAAUAUCAUCAUUGGAUAGUAGGUAGCUGACAAAAGAGCAGGCGCCUGUAUGAAGCUGUAAACUGAAUUCAGGGUGAUAUUGUUAUAAAGUCAUCUCUGCCCAAUCUGGCCUGUACAUUGAGAAAUACAAUCUAUAUUAGGUUGGCUGUUAACGGUCACAUAUUACGUAAAGGAAACUGUACUUCUGAAAUGUUUUAAAAUUACUUUAAGUGUAUAUUCAAAAUAAAGCAGAACUGGAAAGCAA